Messenger RNA from Hyphopichia burtonii NRRL Y-1933, 783 nucleotides. RefSeq lists its product as uncharacterized. The record is from RefSeq and is a predicted model, not a curated record. The transcript has a single exon. NCBI's taxonomy places the organism in Eukaryota, Fungi, Ascomycota, Pichiomycetes, Serinales, Debaryomycetaceae. Bases 60 to 728 code for a protein of 222 amino acids.
AAAAAAUGGUACGUGAAAAAUUUAAAAUUCACAACCAUUUUACUCUCUUUUAUUCAACAAUGAAGAGGGCUGCUUGGCUGAUGGAAGACACUCAUGGUGAUGCUAGCUCUUUCUGCUAUCCCAAGACCUAUCAACUGCUGCACUCUAGUACUAAAAAGCUACAUCGUUUUACAAUACGCGUCCCAACUACUAUGGAGCCACAUCAAUCCAAGAUUGAUCUUUCCAUAUGUGAAACAAUAUACGCAAUACUAGAUCGCAAUGAAUCGAUGAUAAUCGAGGAUGAACUCAGUAUAGGUCGCUUGAGUUUGAGAAAUCCUGGAAGAAUAAAAUUUCUAUUCUUCUUGGGUGCUCAAGGUAAAGAAUAUAUUGACGAUAUUCUACGAUUAUUCCCAGACCAAUUCGACUCAAUUCUAUUUAUAUCAUCCAAUUUAGAGGUUAGGCAGGACCCAACCCUAAACAUGUCUGAUUCAGAAGAAUGCCGUCAAUUGGCCACCUACUUUCAAGUCAAAGAUCCAUUGGGAGGUGCUAAUUACCCGUUAAACUAUUUGGUUAUAAUCGAUGAGGACAAUGUCAUUCGUUGCAAACUACCUAUCAAAAUAGGACGCUACUGUCUUCUGCAUGAUAAGUUCGGAGCCAAUCUUGAACAACUUGAAGGUCUAAUUGAAGAGUACCUUACGUAUUUUGCAUCUGUGAGUUCUGGCCCCAAGGGAGCCAUUAAAAUAUUCUAACUACAAUCUGUCAAUCAUUGAACGAAAUUCUUAUUAAAAUAAAACACUAAUAUAC